AUGACGGGGGUGUCCGAUCUAGUAGAAGAAGAAUGUCGUAUGGCAAUGCUUGUUGAUCAUAUGGAUAUCUCACGCCUCAUGGUGUUUGCCCAACAAAUAGAAGAGUCAAAACUCAAAAAAGAGAGGGCUAGGGAGAAAAAGAGGUCUAGGGUGGAUAAUGAUGGGUCCAAUGGACAUGGUCGUUCUAGGAAUCGACAAAAGUUUUCCGAACAAGGCAAUUCUAAUGCUCCUAAGUAUAAGGAUGAGAGGGUGUCUAUGAUAACAGCAAGGUGUGGUAAGAGGCAUGAGGGUAAGUGUUUGGCCGGUAGAGAUGGUUUUGAUGGAUGUGGUGAUAGUGGCCACAUGAAGAAAGAUUGCCCAAAGGCAAAGGCUACUAUAAGAGAGGAUGAUGCGGAUUCCCCGGCCAGUUCUGAGAUUCCUCCGGUCACCACUGGAAAUGUGCCAAUGGAUGAUAUGGCAGUUUAUGAGUUGGAGGCAGAGACCGACGAGGAGUAA
Molecule: messenger RNA, 495 nt
Organism: Solanum verrucosum
Lineage: Eukaryota; Viridiplantae; Streptophyta; Magnoliopsida; Solanales; Solanaceae
Exons: 3
Coding region: 1-495 (164 amino acids)
Source: RefSeq, a predicted model, not a curated record